AAAAGAGUGAUUCGUCUGGAAACUGUGCAUCACUAUCUGAGAGUUUUCCUCCCUUUUUACAGUCAGACUCUAACGUUACAUCCCAGAUCCUGCCUCUGCUCGCGUGUCCACGCUUUCACUGUUCUACAAGGGGGGCAGAAUGGGAGCAAAGCUCAGUCGGAAGAAGAGUGAAGCGGGGAUAGGAGCCGAGACAACAGGUCCAGCUGAACAAGAGACUGGAACAGCAGAGGGCUUACCUGUGGCUGAAAAUGCAGAGCAGAAAUGUUCUGAAGGUGAGAUUCAAGAAGAGAGCAAGCCUGCAGAAGAGAAGUCUGACUCUUCAACCAGUGUUCUGCAAGGCCUUACACAAGCUGUAGGAGAAACGGUCAACGCAGUCACUGAGCAGAUUGCUGCACCGGUGGAAGAUGUUUUAAACAAAGGUAUCGAGGCAGUGGAGUCCGCACUGGCAUCCGUCAGCCUGAUUGAGAAGGAACCGGUUGCUCCAGAGAAAGAACCUGAACAGAAGUCUGAACCUGUGGUAGAUCUCGCUGAUUCUUAUGUUCUCCAAGAACCCAGCCUCUUGGAUGACCUCCUGAAAUCUCCAAUCUCAGAAGCCCUUAUUUCUGGAGUCACUAUGGUGAGUGAAGCCAUAACCAGCAGGGUAGUGGAAAACAAAAUUAGUAAUCCUGCACCAGCUGAGAACAAGGAUUUGUUGGAAUAUCUAGAUAAGGUGGAGACGCCCUCAGUGGACCUCCUGAACUGUACACUGACCCAUGAAUCCACAAUCCCUAACUCGGAUCCAUCAUUCACUUUGGAAGAUAUGGGACAGAAUGCAGCCGACACAGUCAACCUUAUAUAGACCACUACUCACCUCUAGAAAACAGCAGCGGCUGGAAGAUCAUUAGGUGCAAGUAUGUCAGCACAAUAUUCAAGAAAUUAAUGAAUUACAUGUUUUUUCCCCCCUGAGGAUGUAGUCAUGAAACAGGGUUGUUUGUCAUUCAGAGUUGAAUUAAGGUAGCAAACUGGAUGCAGAAUUUCAAUUCAAAUUUGUAUGUUAGAAAGAAUUAAAAUGAAUUGAAAUUCAAAGAACUUCAUAAAACUUUCAUUUUAUCAUGAAUAUUUUCUUGACAAAGCCUUAUUUGAAAGUUUGGACCAAAGUUUAAAAAGCCUUGAUGUUUGAAGGUUUAUAUUAGUCAAUAGAUCCAAUUCUUUAUUUCUGAGUUUUACACAACCCUGUCAUGAAAAAGUUGAAAGUUACAUGUAAAACCAGCCACCUCAGAUAUCUAAUGAACAUUCCUAAAAUUAUGCCUACUGAGUCGCUGACAAGCAGCAAACCAGCCAUCUGAUAUUUGUUAUUCUUGAUGGUCUAUAUUCUUCCGAGCUUUUGUGUAUGAACCGUUCAGCCAGUCUUCUAGGAGAAGAGGAAAAGAAUGUACGUUAAAACAAUGAUUGUAAUAAAGGAAAAUAAAGACUGUAACACAUCACAAUGA
Sinocyclocheilus grahami is the source of this 1469-nucleotide messenger RNA. RefSeq lists its product as uncharacterized. NCBI's taxonomy places the organism in Eukaryota, Metazoa, Chordata, Actinopteri, Cypriniformes, Cyprinidae. The transcript has 2 exons. The record is from RefSeq and is a predicted model, not a curated record. Bases 140 to 838 code for a protein of 232 amino acids.